UCUCAAGAGAAAUGGAGAAGAAAAACCUAGCUAAGAGUGCACACUGUUUGGUGUUAGCAUAUCCACUUCAAGGUCACAUAAAUCCCAUGAUUCAGUUCUCCAAGCUAUUGGAACAUCAAGGGGUGAGAAUAACACUUGUCACCACUCGUUUCUACUGCAACAACUUGCAAAAAGUGCCACCUUCUAUUGCACUUGAAACCAUCUCUGAUGGGUUUGACGAAGGUGGGCUCACAGAGGCUGGGAGCUACAGGGCCUAUUUGGAUCGCUUUUGGAAAGUUGGGCCAGUGAGUUUUGCUGGGCUUCUUGAGAAACUUUGUGAAUCAAAAAACCAUGUUGAUUGUGUUAUUUAUGACUCAUUCUUCCCUUGGGCACUAGAUAUUGCCAAGAGAUUUGGGAUAAUGGGGGCUGUUUUCCUCACACAAAAUAUGAGUGUCAAUAGUGUAUACUAUCAUGUUCACUUGGGAAACCUACAAGUUCCCCUCACACAACAUGAGUUUUCCCUUCCUGCAUUGCCUAAACUUCAGCUUGAGGACAUGCCUUCUUUCUUCCUUUCGUAUGUAGAACAGCCAUAUAUUCUUGAUUUUUUUGUGGAUCAGUUCUCCAAUUUAGACAAAGCUGAUUGGGUUCUAUGCAAUUCAUUCUACGAGCUGGACAAAGAGGUAACAGAUUGGAUCACGAAAAUUUGGCCAAAAUUUAGGAACAUUGGACCAAACAUACCCUCUAUGUUCUUGGACAAGCGAUACAAGGAUGACCAUGAUUAUGGUGCUGCACAAUUCAAAAGUGAAGAAUGCAUAGAAUGGCUUGAUGAUAAGCCAAAAGGAUCUGUUGUUUAUGUAUCGUUCGGAAGUUUAGCUAUGUUUGGUGGAGAGCAAAUGGAGGAAUUAGCUUAUGGUUUGAGGGAGUGUUCGAGUUAUUUUCUGUGGGUGGUUAGAGCCUCUGAAGAGAAUAAGCUCCCCAAAGAUUUUGAAAAGAAAUCAGAAAAGGGCUUGGUAGUAACAUGGUGCUCGCAGUUAGAAGUUUUAGCUCAUGAGGCUAUAGGAUGCUUUGUGACACAUUGUGGUUGGAACUCCACGUUAGAAACUUUGUGUUUAGGAGUCCCAACAAUUACAAUACCAUAUUGGUCAGAUCAAACUACAAACGCAAAGCUUAUGGCAGAUGUUUGGAAAAUUGGAAUCAGAGCUCCGACUGCAGAAAAAGAUUGUGCGAAGAGAAACACUAAAGCAUUGUAUAAAGAAAGUAAUGGAGUUGGAGGAAGGCAAAGUGAUGAAGAGUAAUUCCAUUCAAUGGAAGAGUUCGGCUUUAAGAGCCGUUGGUGAAGGUGGAAGUUCUUAUGAAAGUAUUGUAGAAUUUACAAAUAAGUUGUUUUGUUCUCAAGUUU
Cajanus cajan (pigeon pea) is the source of this 1378-nucleotide messenger RNA. Its product is annotated as UDP-glycosyltransferase 74G1. Lineage: Eukaryota; Viridiplantae; Streptophyta; Magnoliopsida; Fabales; Fabaceae. The record is from RefSeq and is a predicted model, not a curated record. Gene Ontology annotation, molecular function: quercetin 7-O-glucosyltransferase activity; quercetin 3-O-glucosyltransferase activity.